GGUUUGAAGGGUUUUGUUUUCAGAACGGCAAUUGAUUAUCCGUCUUAUUUCUAGUCCCUUUUGGCAGAUGGAUGGGCCUUGCAGCUCCAUUGUUUUUACAGCCAUUUUAGUAUAGCAUUCAGAAACAACUGUUGCUUCUAUUUCUGCUCUCUUUUUCUUUCUGGGUGUGAGAAUUUUUGGUCUCACUUGUGGCAUAUCGGGUUGAAUUUGGAAUCUUCUUGCGGUUUGAGUGAGAAGUAGGUUGUGUCAGAGUAACCCCCCCCACCCCCCCCCCCCUUUCCUUCUAAAAUUUUUGGCAGAGGGCUGGAGGGAUUGACCUAAAACUUCCAUCUGAUUAGGGAGUCUUUUGAACUGAGAUUUGGGUCUGUUUUGCAGUGGGUACUUUCUUCAAGUGAUUCUAGUACAGUUUCUCGAAACUAAAUAUCUCUUUCUUGGUUUUGGGUGAUAGUUUGGUGAAUUAUGGGGAGUUUUGCCCCAAAUUUAUAGUUAUUAUGAGGUGGGUUCAAAGUGGUGACUCCAUUUUCAUGGCGUUUCAAGGAUCUGACCGACCGGGCUUAAGAAAUCUGGGGUUGGGUUUCUCGGUGAAAUUCGUUUCAGAUUUGUAGUCUCGAGGGCACAAAAUUGGUGGUUUCGGAAAGCCACAAUUGCAUUGCUCUGAACUCAGGCCUUCAUUUGAUUGAGUUGAAGGGAUUUGCCUUUAAAGGGUUUCUAUUCUAUUUAAUUAUAGUAAGGUCCGUCUUCUUGAAGUUUCAUCUCGCUUGCAUUUGCAGAAAUGGCUUGUAUGAAGUUGGGAUCCAAAACCGAUGCAUUCCAGAGGCAAGGGCAGGCCUGGUUCUGCACCACGGGCCUGCCCAGUGAUGUUGUUGUUGAAGUUGGGGAGAUGUCCUUCCAUCUUCACAAGUUCCCUUUGCUUUCUAGAAGUGGAGUUCUGGAAAGGUUGAUUGCUGAAGCAUCUGGGGAAGGAGAAGAGGGUUGCAUCAUCAAGCUCCCUGAUAUCCCUGGUGGAGCUAAAACAUUUGAACUUGUAGCCAAAUUCUGCUAUGGUGUGAAACUUGAACUUACUGCCUCAAACAUUGUUCACCUGCGGUGUGCUGCUGAGCAUCUUGAAAUGACAGAACAUUAUGGGGAAGACAAUCUGAUUUCCCGUACUGAAAUCUUUCUCAAUCAAGUAGUUCUCCAUAAUUGGAAAGACUCGCUGAAGGCACUACAGACCUGUGAUGAUAUUCUCCCUCAUGCCGAAGAACUCCAUAUCACAAAGAGAUGUAUUGAGUCAUUAGCUCUGAAGGCAAGCACUGAUCCAAAUCUAUUUGGGUGGCCUGUUAUGGGGCAUGGUGGCCUCAUGCAGAGUCCCGGUGGGAGUGUAUUAUGGAAUGGUAUAAGCACUGGGGCUAGGCCGAAAAAUGCUAGUUCAGAUUGGUGGUAUGAAGAUGUAUCAAAUUUGAGCUUGCCUCUUUACAAGAGAUUGAUUUCGGCCAUGGAAUUUCGUGGCAUCAAACAGGAGGUUAUUGCAGGAUCUCUCACUUUCUACGCUAAGAGGUACCUGCCAGGGCUUAAUCGGCGUCAACCGACCAGUGAAUCUAGCAGUCGUUUGGCGCCAGCCCUACCUUCUGAGGAAGACCAGAAGCUUUUACUAGAGGAAAUAGACCAACUACUUCCGAUGCAGAAGGGCUGGGUCUCUACUAAAUUCCUCUUUGGUCUGCUUCGUACGGCCAUGAUUCUUCGAGCUAGCCCAUCUUGCAUAUCAAACUUAGAAAGAAGGGUAGGGAUGCAACUUGACCAGGCAACCCUGGAAGAUCUCUUGAUGCCCAACUUCUCUUAUUCCAUGGAGACUCUUUACAAUGUUGACUGUGUGCAGCGAAUUCUUGAACACUUUCUGGCCAUGGAUCAGGUGACAGGUGGUGCCUCCCCUUCUUCAGUUGGCGACGGGCAUUUGAUGGGGUCUCCUUCUUUGACACCAAUAACAAUGGUAGCCAAGCUGAUUGAUGGAUACCUUGCCGAGGUAGCUCCUGAUGUUAAUCUGAAGCUCCCAAAGUUUCAGGCUCUAGCUGCUACUGUGCCUGACUAUGCCAGGCCCUUGGAUGAUGGUCUUUAUCGCGCAAUUGACAUUUAUCUGAAGUCACACCCAUGGUUGGCAGAGUCCGACAGAGAACAACUGUGCAGGCUUAUGGACUGCCAGAAACUCUCCUUGGAAGCAUGCACCCAUGCCGCGCAGAAUGAGAGGCUGCCCCUCAGAAUAAUAGUCCAAGUCCUCUUCUUCGAGCAGCUCCAGCUUAGGACUUCCAUCGCGGGCUGCUUCUUGGUGUCUGACAGCGUCGACGGUUCACGGCAAUUACGAAGUGGCUUGGCCGGGUCCACCGAAGGGGGCUGGGCUACAGCCGUGAGGGAGAAUCAGGUUCUGAAGGUGGGGAUGGAUAACAUGAGGUCGCGGGUGUCUGAGCUCGAGAAGGAGUGUUCGAACAUGAGGCAGGAGAUCGAGAAGCUAGGUCGGGUGAAGGGGUCGAGCCCCUGGGGAAGCGUGUCGAAGAAGUUCGGGUUCAAGAUCAAGUCUCAAAUGUGCAGUGCUCAAGAGGGGUCUGUUAGCAACCCCAAGACCGACAAGGCGAAAGACAAGCUCGGGAAGCACAGGUAAGAGAAAACUGUGACUCUGGACUGGACUGUAUUGGACUGGACGGGAUAAUUGAAUUCUUCUCCAUUCCCAUACUUUUUUAACUUCUCUUUGCUGUUACUUGUUUUCCCGGUUCCCUUCCCUUCUGCCUUGUUUGUGUCAUAUUUAUUCACCAAAAUCUGUUUUGGUCAUUCAAACCUGUAAUGAAGAUGAAUGAACUCUGCCGUCUCUAUCUAGUCUGUAAUGCCUUAUUGCCCAGUUCUGAUGGUGAUUGGUGACGGAGACUCA
Diospyros lotus (date-plum) is the source of this 2893-nucleotide messenger RNA. RefSeq names its product BTB/POZ domain-containing protein At1g30440. Lineage: Eukaryota; Viridiplantae; Streptophyta; Magnoliopsida; Ericales; Ebenaceae. The transcript has 4 exons. Bases 773 to 2629 code for a protein of 618 amino acids. Gene Ontology annotation, molecular function: protein binding. The record is from RefSeq and is a predicted model, not a curated record.